Dichomitus squalens LYAD-421 SS1 is the source of this 3182-nucleotide messenger RNA. Its product is annotated as P-loop containing nucleoside triphosphate hydrolase protein. Gene Ontology annotation, molecular function: GTP binding; U5 snRNA binding; GTPase activity. Bases 205 to 3141 code for a protein of 978 amino acids. Gene Ontology annotation, biological process: mRNA splicing, via spliceosome. NCBI's taxonomy places the organism in Eukaryota, Fungi, Basidiomycota, Agaricomycetes, Polyporales, Polyporaceae. The transcript is spliced from 13 exons. The record is from RefSeq and is a predicted model, not a curated record. Gene Ontology annotation, cellular component: U4/U6 x U5 tri-snRNP complex; U2-type catalytic step 2 spliceosome; cytosol.
GUGGCUACUCUUCAAAAUCCAUCCUUCGCGUCUUCGACUCUUCCUAUCCUCUCGUCCUGCCUACGUCUGUAAGAAAAACGCGCAACGCUUUCUGUGGGCUACAUCAGCUCAACGUAUUCGCUCUUGCUGGCCUAGUACUUCUGCUUGCUGUGACUAAGACCCCCGCGUGCUCGUCAAAUCACUCCUUGUCCUUGACCCUCCAAAAUGGCCUCCUUCGAAGAUUACGAUGAAUUUGGAAACUACAUUGGUGCUGAUCUUGAGUCAGACGAGGAAGAAGAGGAGCAGAACCAGUUCGUGCCCCAGCCACAGGUUCAGCCUUUGGAGGGUUUCGAAGAGGAGCCCGCUGCGAAUGAUGAGAUGGCCCUCAUGGAAGUAGACGAGCCCGUACAUAACGCAGUUGUAUUGCAUGAAGACAAGCAGUACUAUCCGUCUGCGUCCCAAGUGUACGGAGAGGAGGUCGAGACGCUAGUUCAGGAGGAGGACGCGCAACCCCUUACGGAACCCAUUGUUGCUCCAGUGAAGGUGCGGAAAUGGACUGUGGAGGAAAAGGACAUGCCGGAGACGCGGUUCGACAAGGGCUUCUUGUUGAACAUGAUGGCACUUCCUGAGUUCGUACGAAACGUCGCGGUCGUCGGGCACCUUCAUCACGGCAAAACAGCCCUCAUGGACAUGCUCGUCUUCGAAACUCACAAGCUGACAUGGGAUUCUGACCACCCGACCCGUUACACUGACACCCACAUCCUGUCCCGCGACCGCGCGAUCUCCAUAAAGUCUUGUCCCAUGUCCCUAAUUCUCCAGAACAGCUAUGGAAAAUCGCACCUCGUCCAUCUGAUCGACACUCCUGGCCACGUCAACUUUGUUGAUGAGGUAGCCAGCGCCAUUCGGUUGGUAGAUGGUAUCCUCCUUGUGGUCGACGUCGUGGAGGGGGUGAUGUGCAACACAGAGGCGAUCAUCCGCCACGCGCUCCAAGAAGGUGUCAAAAUCACUCUUGUUGUAAACAAGAUUGACCGACUGAUUCUUGAGCUGCGCAUCAAGCCGGCUGACGCCUACUAUAAAAUCAAGCAUACUAUUGAGGAGGUCAACACAUUCAUCAGUGGCAUCAACCCCGAUCCAGAUUUGAGACUCAGCCCAGAAAAUGGUAACGUCGCGUUCGCGAGCACUGAUAUGCAUUGGUGCUUCACCCUGCGUUCCUUCGCGCAAAUGUAUGCGGAUACUUACGGCUCUGUGGACGUCAAUGCUUUCGCUGACCGACUAUGGGGCGAUAUCUACUACAAUCGCGAGAACCGGAAAUUCACGCGGAAACCCGCAGAUCCAGAGACCAAUCGCUCCUUCGUGCAUUUCAUCCUCGAGCCGCUAUACAAGCUCUACAGCCAAGUGCUCAGCGAGGAAACUGAACCCCUCAAGGAGACUCUGGCGAGCCUGGGCAUCCAGCUUAAGCCGAUCAUGUAUAAGAUGGACGUGCGGCCUCUGCUGAAGGUUAUCCUCGACCAGUUCUUCGGCCCAUCCGUUGGGCUGGUAGAUGUGAUAUCUGAGCACAUCCCAUCACCAUUGGAGGCGACUCGUACCAAGGUCGAGAGGACGUAUCUAGGACCCAUGUCGUCGGAGCUCGCGCAGACCAUGCAGGAGUGCAAUCCGGAGGGACCCGUCAUGGUACAGAUCGCCAAGCUACACCACACCACUGACGCGCAGACCUUCCGCGCCUUUGGUCGUGUCAUCAGCGGGACUGUUAGGAAGGGCAUGGACGUCAAGGUGCUCGGAGAGGGCUACUCACCAGAGGACGAGGAAGACAUGGCCAAGGCUGUCGUUGAGGACAUCUGGAUCAGCGAAGCCCGGUAUUUCAUUCCCGCAGAGGAAGCACCAGCAGGGAACCUGGUUUUGCUCGGUGGCGUUGACGCGUCCAUCUUCAAGACGGCAACGAUAGCUGGCGUCGACAUUGAAGACGACCUGCACAUCUUCCGUCCGGUCAAGCACAUGACGCAGUCGGUGCUCAAGAUUGCUAUUGAACCCAUCGCUCCCUCUGAGCUGCCGAAGAUGCUCUCUGGUCUCCGAAGUAUCAAUAAAUCGUAUCCUCUCGUUACGACCAAAGUCGAGGAGAGUGGCGAGCACGUCGUGAUUGGCACGGGCGAAUUGUAUCUCGACUGCGUCAUGCAUGAUCUGAGGAGACUCUUCUCCGAGAUCGAGAUCAAAGUGUCGGAUCCGGUUACGAAGUUUGCGGAGACAGUGCUCGAGACAAGUGCACUCAAGUGUUAUGCCGAUACGCCCAACAAAAAGAACCGUCUCACAAUGAUUGCGGAGCCGCUGGAGCGUGGAAUUGCGGAGGACAUCGAGACUGGGCGAGUGAACAUGCGCAUGACGGCGAAGGAGCGCGGCAAGUUCUUCGAGGAGAAGUACCAGUGGGACCUGCUCGCUUCACGGUCAAUAUGGGCGUUCGGCCCAGACGACAGCGGGCCAAACAUCUUGCUCGACGACACGCUUCCAUCGCAGGUGGACAAGAAGCUUCUCGGCACUGUCAAGGAGCACAUCAAGCAGGGCUUCCAGUGGGGUACCCGUGAAGGGCCUCUGUGCGAUGAACCGAUGCGCAAUGUCAAGUUCCGAAUACUCGAUGCUAGCUUAGCGCAGGAGCCAAUUUACCGUGGUGGAGGUCAGAUCGUCCCGACUGCCCGUCGCGUCUGCUACUCUUCAUUCUUGAUGGCAACUCCCCGGUUGAUGGAGCCUAUAUACUAUGUGGAGGUGCAGGCUCCCGCUGACUGUAUAUCUGCGGUGUACACUGUGCUUGCGCGACGCCGCGGUCACGUUACUCAGGAUAUCCCCAAGGCUGGGUCGCCUCUCUACACCGUCAAGGCCCUCAUCCCCGUCAUCGACGCGAACGGCUUUGAGACAGACCUGCGCACAGCAACACAGGGUCAGGCGUUCUGCCUGCAGGUGUUCGACCACUGGUCUAUAGUGCCGGGUGAUCCUACUGACACGAGUAUCAAGCUCCGCCCACUGGAGCCGGCGUCCGGACAGGCACUCGCACGGGACCUUGUGUUGAAGACGAGGCGACGGAAGGGCCUGGGAGACCAGAUCUCAGUUUCGAAGUACUUGGACGACGAAUUCAUCCUUGCGCUAUCGGCGUCGGGGCACGCAGACCUGCUCGGGUAGUGUACGUUUCGCAUGUAUGUAUGUAGAGUGCUAUGAAGCUG